CUUGUCUCUGCUGUCGUGCUUGGAAGGUUUGCUUAAUUUUUUCUUUUUAAACAAUCCUUUACAUAGUUUUACUCCUUGGUGUCUUCGGCAGGAAUCACUGUCAUUACAGCCGAUAGACAUUUAUGAUAUUUCGACAUUAACGACAAUAAAAUAAUGUUUUUGUUCAACUAAAUUCAUGUUUUACUUACAAAAAUCGUUUAGACCAAAAGCAAUAAGAAAAUGUUACUACCAUACUAUGCCACAGCAAUGCAGAAACAUCGGUUGGUUUGCAAGAAUUCCAAGGGCUGAACGAGAUGCAAUUUUCGGUCUAGUAGAGGAUUUCCAAAAGGACACCAGUAAACCAAAAGUCAAUUUAGGCAUUGGUGUUUUCAGAACCGAUGAAGAUAAACCAUAUAUACUGAAAUGUGUUCAAAAAGCUGAAGAAAAAAUUUUAAAAAAACGAAUGGACAAAGAAUAUUCUCCUGUUGCGGGUUUUGAAAUUUUUAAAAAGUUGUCCAUGGAUUUUACUUUUGGAAAAAGCAGUGUGUUCAACAAACCUGGAAGACAUGUAACUUUUCAAGGUUUAUCGGGUUGUGGUGGCUUAUCAAUAGCAGCCCAAUUUUUAAGAAUGUUCUAUCCAGGCCGUAAAAUGGUGUACAUAUCAGAUCCAACAUGGCCGAAUCAUCAAAAUCUGUUUAACAAGCUCGGUCUUAAAACAGACACUUACCGAUAUUAUGAUGCAGAAAAUAUAUCUCUUGAUUUUGAUGGCAUGAUGGAGGACAUUCACAAAAUGCCCUAUAGAUCAAUCAUACUUUUUCACGCUUCAGCCCAUAAUCCUACAGGAUUUGAUCCUACCGAGGAACAAUGGAAGGAAAUUACUGAAGAAGUUAAGAAAAGAAAGUUAUAUGUUAUUAUGGAUAACGCAUAUCAAGGUUUUGCCAGUGGUGAUUUGAACAAAGAUGCUCAAAGUUUCAGAAUAAUGGCUAAACGGCGUGUGAACAUGGUGUUAGUAACAAGUUACGCCAAAAAUUUUGGACUGUAUGGUGAACGAGUAGGGGCUACAUCUUUUCUAGUGGAUUCCAAACACGAAGCUGAUAAAAUACUAUCCCAACUUAUACUUCUAAUAAGAGCUAACCAUUCCAAUCCCCCACUUCAUGGAGCCAGAAUUGUAGAAGAAGUAUUUACAGAUCCCUGUUUAACCAAGCUUUGGAUAGAAGAACUUAAAAUAAUGGCCAACAGACUAAAAUCCGCUAGAAAACAAUUAUUGCAAAAAUUAAAAGAAACUGGCAGUAGUAGAAAUUGGGAUUUUAUUACUAAACAAAUUGGAAUGUUUUCUUAUACUGGUCUCACUAAGGAGCAAAUAAUAAGACUUCAAAAGGAAUUCCACAUUUAUAUGCUAACUAGUGGAAGGCUCGCUAUUCCUGGAAUAACUAGUAAAAAUGUAGAGUAUGUUGCUAAAUGUAUACAUAAAGUUACGUCUUAAAAAUUUUAAAUUUUUAUAAGAAUUAAAUAUAUUGUGUUCCUGUCUCACAGU
This is a messenger RNA of Psylliodes chrysocephalus, 1513 nucleotides long. Lineage: Eukaryota; Metazoa; Arthropoda; Insecta; Coleoptera; Chrysomelidae. The record is from the annotation of a GenBank genome assembly.